AUGCUGCUCACCUCGCCAAAAGUUCUGCUCAACCUCUUACUCUCCUCUUCGUUUGUUCUCACCCCUGUCCUUGCGGGAUCACAUUCACCUUCCCCUCCAUCAAGCGUAGCAGCAAAUCCCUACGCACCGGAAGAUGCCUACUGUGCGCCUAAUAUCAUCCGCCCAGCCGAGGGUCUGAACCCCAGAGAAGCAAAAUACAUUGCGGGACGCAAGCAAAAAGCCGACGUCGCCCUGGCCGCUUGGCUCAGGAAACAGGGUAACUUCAAGACCGAUGCUCUCCCCACCCUCGGCCUUGCCACGAGUGGAGGUGGUAUGCGCGCGAUGUUCAUGGGCGCGGGACUCGUGAAGGCUUUUGACGAUCGUGAAAGCACCGAGAGCACGGCAGGAUUAUAUCAGGCUUUCACUUACCAUGCUGGCUUGUCUGGCGGUUCAUGGCUCGUGAGCUCGCUCGCCGGAAACAAUUGGCCGACUGUUUCAUCCCUGGCCACCUCGACCUGGGAACCUGGCUUUGUCAAUUUUAUUCUUCUCACCCCCAAGCUACUGGGAGAUGGCGUCCGCUAUGCUUAUAUCAUCGCUGCCCUCGCAGCCAAGCAAGCUACAGGAUUCGUGACAACUAUCGUCGAUCCGUACGGUCUCGGUAUCCUCACUGCUCUCUUCCCGAAGAGCGUUGAUGUAGGCUCGAUCCGACUAUCGGGACUCACGGAAUUGAGCGCAUUCAAGAACUUCGAAGCUCCCUUUCCAAUCAUCACCGCCCGCGGCGUAGACUACAGCGCGGCUCCGACCAAUCAGUGCACUCCAAACGCGACCUCUUCUGACUGGGAAUUCUCUCCAUACGAAUACGGCAGCUGGACUCCGGGAUAUGCCGGCUUCGCCAACACCGCCUAUAUGGGUAGUGACAUGAUCGCAGGCCGACCUGAAGUCGUCGGCAAGGACGCCAACGGCGGCUCUGCAUUUCACCGCGCCUGGAAAGGAUGUGCCUGCACCAAGGGCUAUGACACCCUCUCUUACAUCGUCGGGACAUCGUCCAACGUCUUCAACGUCCUCUGUCAGACCAUCGCCCCAUCCAACUCCACCUCAUCGGCCAUCUGGAACGUCCUCAGUGCCAUGGUCGCCACCACCCACGAGCCCACCCGCCAGGACAUCUUCGGCCUCUUCCCCAACCCUUUCUACAAAUCCUCCUCUCCCGCCCAAGCACUCGUUUCCGACAAGCGCACCCUGACCCUCACCGACGGCGGCCAAAGCGGCCGCAACAUCCCCAUCGGCCCUUUCGUCAUGCCCGCAACUAGCCGAGGCCGUCCCGCCCGCCCCGUCGACGUCCUCGUCGUGACCGACGCCUCCGCCGACACCACCGACUUCUUCCCCAACAACAAAGCCCUCACAUCCUCCCGUGCGGCGGCCCUCAGCGCCGGCGGCGUCGCCGCCUCCCGCUUCCCCGCCGUCCCGGACACGCCCACCUACCUCGCCCAAGGGCUGAACCGUCGCGCCUCGUUCUUCGGCUGUUCCGCCGCCAACUCGGACGGCAUCGAGCCUCUCUUCAUCGUCUACCUGCCUAACGCCCCUCUGACCUUCAACACCGGCCUCUCCGACUUCAAACUCGACUACUCGGCCGCCGAGACCGCCGGCUCCAUCGAGAACGGCCGGGCGAUCGCACUCCAACGCAGCGGCGACCUCCCCGGCGGCGUCAAGAUCCCCGCCGAGGACACCGAACAAUGGCCCUUUUGCCUGGCCUGCGGGAUCGCCAGCCGGGGCGGCCAUGCUGGAGAUUUGCCGGAGGGAUGUCAGAAGUGUUUGCAGAAGUACUGUUGGUUCGAGUAG
Messenger RNA from Dissoconium aciculare CBS 342.82, 1815 nucleotides. RefSeq names its product FabD/lysophospholipase-like protein. The transcript is spliced from 3 exons. Gene Ontology annotation, molecular function: A2-type glycerophospholipase activity. Gene Ontology annotation, cellular component: intracellular membrane-bounded organelle; cytosol. The record is from RefSeq and is a predicted model, not a curated record. Gene Ontology annotation, biological process: glycerophospholipid catabolic process. The coding region runs from base 1 to 1815 and encodes 604 amino acids. Lineage: Eukaryota; Fungi; Ascomycota; Dothideomycetes; Mycosphaerellales; Dissoconiaceae.